Molecule: messenger RNA, 3633 nt
Organism: Peronospora belbahrii
Lineage: Eukaryota; Oomycota; Peronosporomycetes; Peronosporales; Peronosporaceae
Source: the annotation of a GenBank genome assembly
AUGACGAGAAGAAGUCGCGAUGGAGACAGCGUUGGACGAUUACUGCGUGUACUUGGCGACUGCGAGCUAUUCCAUAUAGAGACAGCUAUUCGUGGUAUUGGACGUGCAAAGGCUGGAAUCAGAUCUGAGUCGAUACAAUCAUUGAGUGUAAAAGACAACGUAAACAUCGUGGAAUGCACUGCUGAGGGUCGAGUGUUAUCGCUGUCAGAUCACAAGUCAAUUGCACAAGUUCAAGCUGUUUUGAAUGUUGUUGUCAAUGCUUAUACCGCUAAAUGUAAAGAAGAAGAAGAAGGAGGAGGAGCGGAAAGAACGGAGACGAAUCGAAAUUUGGUGUGCGCUAUUGCUGGAGCUGCUAUGACGCAAUCGUUGAGAGAUUGCGUAUCAUCUCGGACGAAUUGCUGUAUUUGGGGUCAGCAAGCAGAGAAAUUGAAUGCUGUCUUGGAUUGGAUGAUAGGUUAUGAACGUGAUAUCGCAUUACCGAGUCGUGAUUAUGUGCGGCAGCUGCUAUUGCAAUGGAUUCAGCCGUCGGUUGAGAAACAAAAUCAAUUUGCUGCGUGUCUUACGCUUUUUGAGCUGCUGCAACGACGUCGGCGCAAAUUGCAGACAUGCGCAAGCAAUACUGACAUCGCGUGCUUAUUAGGCAAUCGAGCAGGGAUGUACUUGAACGCCCUGAGCGUCGUUGUCGAGCGAGGAACGAUCCGGGUCGCAGAUUCGCAUCAUGUGAAACCAUCAAAGCUUGCGUUGGUUGCUUUGGAAGCGCUUGCAUUGCUAUGCGGAGAUGUUGCAGCGCAGUACAUGACAUCAAACAAAAUAGCAAAGAGAAGAUUUGUUGAUGAAGGCCUUGCAUGUAAGAUGGUGGAGUGCAUGCGGUUCAUUUUGAUUAUGCUACGAAGGUGGCACUUGCACUCAGCACGCCGCCAGUUUCUCGGCUAUGCGCUUCAACACCUGCAGUCAUAUGUUACGCCGUGUCGUGUCAUCUUGUCAAGUACGAAAGAAGUGGGAAGUGAACAUGCGCGUUGCACAAUUUUAAACGAUACAGGAGCGCUGGAUGCGCUGUGUUGGCACUGGCAGACGACCGUUCCACUACUUUGUACGCGUACUGACUCAUCCUGCCGAAUACAAGCGACUCGAUCACCAGAAGUUUUGACUUCAGUUCUGGAUGAAUGGGCUUUCAGUGCUAUUCCGCCUAAAGCAAUACAUGGCUCCAACCAUACCGUUGUCAAUCCUGAGGUAAUCUACGCUCAGCUUCGCUAUGUGUGCGUAUUGAUGGAUUCAAUUGGUGGCAUGAAAGGAUGUUCUAAGGCGUUUGGCGAUCUUCCCGACGAAUUCAAGGCUUACUUUAUAUUUUUCUUCAUUCAAGGUUUGUCAAUGGCAAUCAAAAACGAGUCUGAGGAGACGGUGCUCUUAAUUUUGAAAGUCAUGAGGGCCGUUCUUUUGCCAAAUGACACAUAUGUAGUAAAUCUAUUCGACUCACAAGAUACAGAGCAAGAACUUCUUGCACAGUUGCUCCGUUUGCAUGGCAACUUUGCUGUGGCGCACGAAAUUUCUGAUAGUGUAUCGCAAGCUCAAGCAGAGCUGGAGUUUUUUGUGGCAGACUUUGUCAUAUCUCGGGACUUGUUCAUUACUGAGGUGAUAAGGCGGGUGCAAGAAGCAUACACACACAGUCAGACGAACAUCUUAUCCCUGGUGCGAACAUUCUUGUAUCAACUGGACAAUGCAUCUAUACAAACUCAGCUACACAGACAUUGGCGGCAGAUGCUUACAUCCGAGGUUGUACGCCACGUCGCCCAUGAAAACCGUGGUAUCCGUCAAUUUGCAAUUUCUUGCCUGCCAUCAUUAGAUAUGGUGUCCUACAUUGCUGGAUUGUGCACACUCGAUACUUAUGGCGCAGGAACCCACAUUAUUACAUCGGUGCUUGGGUACCUUUUUACGGCUUCACCGCAAUGUUCCGUUGAAGUUGGGGUAUCCUGGCUCAUCGAUGCGUAUCAGUUUGGGACCCUUCGAGUCCCGGUUCUUGAAUCCUUGGCAUCUUCUCACAACUCGAAUGACUACGCUAGAAAGUUGAGAGAUGACGUGAAACAAAACAUUGCAGGUGGCGGCGACGAAAGGCAAAAGAUACAAGAAAAAGUGUUCUCACUUUGUUUUGGUCCAAACGGGUGGGCCAAACUCGUUCAGUCGUAUCACACUCGCAGUGAAGUUCUGCAAGUAUUGCUUCGCAAAAUCUUUGGUUUUCCUCGUGAUGCGGUGCUUUUGCGAAUGCUGCGUGAGUUUGUGGUAUGUGGCUGGGUGGACAACGAAGUAUUUGAAGUACUGGGAAAACAGCUCACAGCUCAAAUAAUGAGCUUGCCACGCUUGAGCGAAGAAAUUCUGAAUGACAGUUCUGUUUCGGCAGUAAAAUCUUGUGAGGGAUUGCUGUUCUCUCGGCUAGUACCGCUACUGGUGCUACGAAUGCUACCUCGACAUGCUCUUGCAACGAAUGAUAUUGAAUCAUUACUGUGUGGACGCGAAGAUUUGGAUCACCUGGACGAAUACGUCAAUUGCCAGCUCGAACUCGAUUCCAUUGAUUCCGAAGCAACCUCUAAAGGCUCGAUGGGGUCUACGAUCAAAACACUCUUUCACAUUAUAGGUCGCUCAGUGGUAGACCCAUUGGAAUUCAAAGAGGUGAAGAUGGUUGCUACUGAGUGCUUAUCCAAAUUUUCUCCACCUCGGGUGCUGCCAUUCGUCUUUGCAUACUUGGCAGCUUUCUUGCGAGAAGCUACUCCACACGGCAAAUAUGGUAGCUCGUAUAUUGUGGAAGAAGAUAGCAUUCCAAGUAUGUGUGGGCUGGUGACUGCAAAGCUAAUGGUCUAUUAUCUCAAUCGGGUCUUUUCCGAAUAUGAUUAUGCUUACAAAGAUGAAGAGACCGUUUUGAAAGCCCUUGUGGUGCUGGUACAAAUCAUGGAGGUUCCAUGCGUCCAAGAUUCAAGACUGUCAUCGGAUGAUAGCGGACAAAGAAGCACGAAUGUGCCGGUUUUGAGUGCUUCUUCACUAAUGACCCUUCUGAUGGGAUGGAUAUUUGGCAAAGUUGGAAAAGGCAGUGUCAUUGAUUGUGACACCGACCCUUUCAUUUCACGAGUGCAGGAAUUGCUUGAUAAUAGGUGGAGUGGACGUUGUCACCACAAGCUACCGUCGCAAGUUCGUAUUUGCUGUUGUAAUGUCUUACUGAGUGCUAUCUCACGGGCAGAGAGCAGGGUUCUCGCAAGCUGGAAAAUGCAAGGGUUCAUGUUGCAAAUUGCACGAGCAACUGAUAGUUGCUCUGAAGAUGAUGUUGUCGCCGGGGGCUUGCAGAUCAUCUUUUCGCUUUUACACAAGUCGAGCGAACAUUUUUCAAUGGAUAACACUGGCGAUCUACAACUCGUUCGCGUCUGUUUUGAGACCACUGCAGCUCGCCUCGAGACGACGGGGUGUGAAUCCGUAGCAAUGAACGGGCUUAAAGUCGCUGGAGCUCUUGUUGGAAAAUAUCUAGGUUUUAUGUCACCAGUUGAACUGCAGCGGCUUAUCGACAAGUGUUUGAUUAAGGUGCGUGAUCGGCAAAUAUCACCUGUAGUAAGGGAGCUGGCACAAUCACUGCUACAAGCGAUGGCGCCUCCUUAA